AUGAACGACCAAGUAGCUGACGAGUCACAGCGUGAGAGGUCUCGCUCCCCGCGUCGUGGAAGAUCAAGAAGUCCGGUCCGCUCCGGUGGUCGUCGCCGAUCCUAUUCUCGUAGCCGGUCUCCCAGCCGGGACAGGGACGAAUAUCGCAGAUCGAACAGACGUUCGUCACGCUCUCCUAUGACGGGUGCCGGCGCUCCUGGAGGAUCUGGUCAGGGUUUCGGGGGCCCCCCGCAACGAAGUUACGAGGAACGACAGGCUGCGCGCGAGCAAAUGAUGAGCAACGUCCGGGAGUCAUCUCAGCAAGACCGUCGUGUCUACGUCGGCAACUUGUCAUACGAUGUGAAAUGGCAUCACCUCAAGGAUUUCAUGCGACAGGCUGGAGAGGUUCUCUUCGCCGAUGUUUUACUGCUUCCAAAUGGAAUGUCGAAGGUGGGCUUUCACACAAUUGUGGAAUAUGCUACACGGGAGCAAGCCCAAAACGCAGUCGCGACGCUUAGCAACCAGAACUUGAUGGGCCGUCUCGUCUAUGUCCGCGAAGAUCGUGAGGCCGAACCUCGAUUCAGUAACUCGCAAACCGGCGGAGGAGGCCGUGGCGGCUUCGGCGGCGGUAUGCAAGGUGGCUACGGCGGCGGCGCUGGUCCUGGUGGUGGCGGCGGCGGCGGUGGCUACGGUGGAGGCAUGAUGGGUGGCGGCGGAGGCGGCGGCGGCGGCGGCGGCGCGGGUCGCCAGAUCUACAUCUCCAACCUUCCCUACACUGUUGGCUGGCAAGACCUCAAAGAUCUCUUCAGACAAGCAGCCCGUAAUGGUGCCGUAAUUCGCGCCGACGUUCACCUCGGCCAGGACGGUCGCCCCAAGGGCUCAGGUAUCGUCAUGUUCGAAAGCCCGGACGAUGCGCGCAAUGCCAUUCAGCAAUUCAACGGUUAUGACUGGCAAGGCCGUCAACUAGAAGUACGCGAAGACCGAUAUGCUGGUGGUCCUGGUGGCGGUGGUGGUGGCUUCGGUGGAGGCUACGGUGGUCGUGGAGGUUUCGGAGGCCGUGGAGGCUUUGGUGGAGGCUUCGGUGGUCGCGGAGGUUUCGGAGGCCGUGGCGGCUUCGGUGGUGGUGGUUUUGGCGGCCGAGGUGGAUACGGUGGAGGCGGCGGUGGCGGCGGUCCUGGUGGAUUCGACGCUGGCAAUGCUCAGCAGGCCGCUGCUCCUAACCCAUUUACCGAUUUUGCCACGACUGGUACUGAUCCCAGCGAGACGAUCUAUGUCCGAAACCUUCCAUGGUCUACAAGCAACGAGGACUUGGUCGAGCUCUUCACUACCAUCGGCAAGGUUGACCAAGCCGAAAUCCAGUACGAGCCGAGCGGUCGAUCCCGCGGUACUGGUGUUGUCCGCUUUGACAGUGUGGGUACUGCUGACACUGCCAUCUCCAAGUUCCAAGGCUACCAAUACGGAGGUAGACCACUUGGACUCAGCUAUGUCAAGUAUCUCACCCCUGGCGGUGGCGGCGGCGGCAGCGGCGGCAGCGGCGGCAGCGAUGCCAUGGAUACGGAUGCCCACGGCGGUUUGACUCAGGACCAGAUAAUGUAA
Messenger RNA from Truncatella angustata, 1575 nucleotides. RefSeq lists its product as uncharacterized. Bases 1 to 1575 code for a protein of 524 amino acids. The transcript has 7 exons. Gene Ontology annotation, molecular function: mRNA binding. The record is from RefSeq and is a predicted model, not a curated record. Lineage: Eukaryota; Fungi; Ascomycota; Sordariomycetes; Amphisphaeriales; Sporocadaceae. Gene Ontology annotation, cellular component: cytoplasm; nucleus.